Molecule: messenger RNA, 492 nt
Organism: Miscanthus lutarioriparius
Lineage: Eukaryota; Viridiplantae; Streptophyta; Magnoliopsida; Poales; Poaceae
Source: the annotation of a GenBank genome assembly
AUGGCAGGCACAAAGCUAAUAUCACUAGGGCUCAUUGUCCUCAUGAGCAUGGGAUUAGCCAAUGCUGGUGAUAGUGGCCCUUAUGGUGCCCAUGCAAGUGCUGGAGGGGGUGGUGUAGGUGGUGGAACUAGCCAAGACGGUGGGUCCGGAUAUGGCUCAGGGUCAGGGUCAGGGUCAGGGUCAGGAUCUAGUACAGAUAGUCAAGGAGUGUAUUCUGAAUUUGGUCCUUAUGGAGGAGAAUCUUCUUCUAAUGCUGGUGGUGCCGGUGGUGGUGGGGGUGGAGGACAAGCUGGAGGUGCUUGGAAUUCCAAUGCUCAAGGAUCCGGUAGCGGCACCGGUUCUGGCUCUAGUUAUGCUAACAGGUAUUGGGAUGGUUCAAGUGAUGCGGGUGCAAGUGCUAACGGCGAUGGAGAUGGCACAGGAAAUAGUGAAAAUAGUGGUGGUGGCGGUGGUUCUGGUGCCGGAACUGGAUAUGGCAAUGCCUACCCAUAA